Messenger RNA from Blumeria graminis f. sp. triticale, 1575 nucleotides. The record is from the annotation of a GenBank genome assembly. NCBI's taxonomy places the organism in Eukaryota, Fungi, Ascomycota, Leotiomycetes, Helotiales, Erysiphaceae.
AUGGUUGACUCAAUCCUUACGAAUUCUGAGCCCUUUUCCAGGGAAAGUGUGCCACAUGUGACCAUCAAUCAUGAGGCCACAGUAGAACUCGACAGUACCAAUGCAUUUGAGGGACCUGAAAAGCUGCUAGAGGUAUGGUUUGCUCCUGCUCCUGAUGCCCUUCCGCCCGGAACAAGUCCUAGCGGGCUCAAGGCAGUCAGCGUGGAAACUUGGAUUGAGAUGCUAGACCUGGUCAAUUGUAAGAUUCUAUCGGUCGUUCGCUCUGAAAAUAUUGAUGCGUAUCUACUCUCGGAAUCCAGCAUGUUUAUCUUUCCGCACAAACUGAUCCUAAAGACUUGCGGAACAACAACUCUAUUACUAGGCCUUUCAUGUAUGCUCAAGGUUGCCACAGUCAACGCUGGAUUUCCUUGCUGCGAUGGUUACCUCAGCUCAGGCAGUCCAGUAGCAAACCCUUAUCGUGUCUUCUACAGCCGCAAGAACUUCUUAUUCCCUGACAAACAGCGCGGUCCUCACCGCAGCUGGAAUAAGGAAGUCGAAUUUCUUGACAGUAUGUUUUCGAGCGGAAGCGCUUACAUGGUUGGGAAGAUGAAUGGCGAUCAUUGGUAUUUGUACUUAACGACUCCAAACUCUACCCUCACGCCACCCAGGACACCAGAAAGCGAAAAGCUCGAACCUUCGACGACGAGAAUUCUGGAGAUCCCCUUCAAUCCAACUCAAUCCGAAAUACAGGGUUGCAAUGACGAUGAAACUCUGGAAAUAUUGAUGACAGAUCUCGAUGAAGAGAAUGCUCAGAAAUUUUAUGUCAAUCAUGCAACUGCAUCAAUGGACUCCAGAAGCUCAAAAAAUGAGUCAUUGAAAGAAGUGGCGGAGCAAAUAAAAACUUCCCUCGCAGAUGAAAAGUCAUCUCAAGUUGAUCCUCUCGUGGACCAGCAACUUUCAACUGAUACUUUGAAAGAUCAAUCAACUCAAACAGCUUUGCAGCACAACUGUCCACUAGCGACCAAUGAAACUCCAUCAAUCGAAGAUGUACAAGGUCACACCCUUGGCACAAAAGUUUCGGAAGACUGUGGUCUAUCAGACGUCUAUCCAUCUUCAAAGUAUCCAAAUGCACGCGUUGAUGCAUACCUUUUUUCUCCAUGUGGAUUUUCCGCCAAUGGGGUGAUACCUGCUCCUGAAGGCACUGCCACCCACUACUUUUCUGUCCAUGUCACUCCUGAACCACAAUGUUCUUAUGCUUCAUUUGAGACAAACGUUCCAGCGCCUCGGACCGACCGGGGAAUGAUUGCUGUGGUCGAGGAGGUCGUUCGAAUCUUCAAGCCCGGACGUUUUAGCGUCACGCUAUUCGAAGCCAGAAACGAGUCUGGCGAAGAAUCACGUGAUAGAAGCCAACUCUUCGCCGUCAUGGGACCUAGCACUAAUGUCAACGGUCGCCGGUCGAAAAUAGAUAUGGUUGAAGGAUACCGACGUAUAGACAGGAUUGUUCAUGAAUUUGAUGGGUACGAUCUUGUCUUUCGCUACUAUGAGCGUACAGAUUGGCUUGGGGGGGCUCCACGAGUGGGGGAGGUUGGGUCCUGA